UCCCCUCUCUCCUGACCUGCAUGCAACACGUUUCAUGGGGUAGCGGCAGAUGAGCUCCUGCUAUUUUCAUUCACUUUCACAGUGCCCAGAGCGUGUAUCUUGUGCUCCUGCCUGGGCCUUUUGCUAAACCUGGAGGGGAAGGAAGUAUUCACAAGCCAGGGAAAGUGAAAAAAAAAGGCUGGAGCUUUGCUGCCUCUCUUCCUCCCAAGCUUGGAGGCUUUGGGAGGGGCUGGGCAACUCUCUGACAAGAUCUGCUUUCCCGCUGACUGCAGAAAUAUGCUUGCUCUGGCGCGGAAAAAAAUGGACAACAUGCAACAUCUGAGAGAUGAACUGGCAAGCCUGGCUGCAGAGAUCAACACUGUGAAGAAGGAAGCUCAGCAACUGAGAGAAGGGAUGUCUGCAAUCACACAGAUGUCUGGCUGGGCUGUGAAAAGCACAAGUACGGAUGACCCCAGGAAGGCAGGGCUGUCAUCGCACUGAGCUCCUGCUUAGCGCUCCCAAAAGGAGGCUGUGUGGCAGCCUCGGUUCUCUGAGGCACAGGGACACGGAACAAAACCACGGGAUGCAAGAGCGUGACUGUGACCGAGCAGGUCUCCUGGGGUUUGCUGUCUCCCAGCACUCACAGACCUCCUGUUGUGUGUCUGAGAGAGAAAUGCUGUCGCCGGGCAUGGGGAUUACCUUGUUUUCCUGGGGCACCCACAAAGGGGCUGCCAUCAACCUGCAGAGAUCAUCCAGCAGCUCUGCAUGGCUCUGCAGGAUGUUUUGGUUCCUGUGUAUUCCACCCAUUCUGGAUACCUUUGUGCAGCCUGAUUCUUCCCCGGGAUACUGCUGGCCUUUCCAAGGGUCUGAGAGUGAGGUGCUAAUCCAGUUGCCUGCAAAAGUACGACCAACGGCCAUCACCGUACAGCACACCUUAAAGACAGACUCUCCGCUGAGGACUAUCAGCAGUGCCCCGCGAAAUUUCAUAGUCUAUGGACUGAAUGAAGGAGGCAAAGAUGAAACUCCGCUUGGGACAUUCACCUACACUGCACAGGAAGAGGUUAUCCAGACCUUCCCUUUGCAGGAUGAGAUGAGAGACUUCCAUUUCUUGAAGCUUGUCGUACAGAGCAACUGGGGAAAACCAGGCUACACCUGUAUUUAUCGAGUGCAGGUGCACGGGAAGGUGGAUGGAACCAGUGCCAUCAGCCAGAUUUCAGAUGUGAGGAACUCACUUCAGUAAGAAUUAAAGAGGAAAAUGGAGAAAGGAGGAGAGUGAUUGGCCGUUAGUCUGGGGCACAGCAAUGUCAGUGGCCUUCUCACAGCUGCCAACCACUGCCUUUCGCAGGCCAAGGCCUUCCUCAAGCUUUUCACUUUCUCUCCACCACAGGAAUGUUUCUUAAGUGACCAAAAGGAGACAACAUUCCCAUUGCCUUUUCUUGCCUAGUUCCUUGACAAAAUCUUUUGUGGGUCAUGAUCAUCAAAGCACGGGCCCAUUCCAUUCACACAGCACCUUGACUCUGGGGACGGGGUCCAGUGGGGCCCCGCACAGGGUGCAGCCAAGUCUGCAUGAGGUG
This is a messenger RNA of Pezoporus flaviventris, 1553 nucleotides long. RefSeq names its product SUN domain-containing protein 5-like. Gene Ontology annotation, molecular function: protein-membrane adaptor activity. The transcript is spliced from 6 exons. The record is from RefSeq and is a predicted model, not a curated record. Bases 446 to 1219 code for a protein of 257 amino acids. Gene Ontology annotation, biological process: nuclear envelope organization. NCBI's taxonomy places the organism in Eukaryota, Metazoa, Chordata, Aves, Psittaciformes, Psittacidae. Gene Ontology annotation, cellular component: meiotic nuclear membrane microtubule tethering complex; nuclear envelope.